GAGAUAGCUUUAAAGUGUAAAGAUAAUUAAUAAACUUAACAACAAAGGUUAGGUGGCUUGAAAAUAUGACAAAGUCAGUAAACCUGAACAGCUCCUUUAAACUGGUAAUGAUUUCGUAACUUAAAAAUUCAUUAGAUUUGAUACCAGGUUAGAACCAUCUAUUAAUUUACAACCCUGUUUCUUGAAACUGAGAAAACACCGUUUUUUUUUUUUUCAAAAAAUAUAUGGCCGUUUUGAAUUUGACGCCAGCAACACGUUUCAAAAAAGUUGGGACGGCACAACAAAAGACUAUAUAAUGCUAAAACAAACACCUGGUUUGACACCUCUUAACUAAUUAGGUUAAUUGGCAACAGGUCAGUAACAAUAUUGGGUAUUAAAAGAGCAUCCCAGACAGGCUAAGUCUUUCAGAAGUAAAGAUGUGAAAGACUUGGUGGGCAAAUUGUGCAACAAUUCAAGAGUAACGUUUCUUAAUGUAAAACAGGGAUCUCAUCAUCUGCGGUUCCACUUUUUUGGAAACGGGGUUGUAUGUUUGAAGGAAUCUUCUAUAAACAAAUUAAAAUCUUUUCAAUGUAAAAUACUUUGUUUAGGAAUAUAUUCCUAGGAAUAAUAGUACUUUGGCUUUUGUGUCUCUGUGAGGCGUGCAACAUUUUCCUUGGGAAGGACGCUGUGACAUUGAUAAGGUCUUCUUUAAGCGUUUAGUGAAGCCUUUGUAUGUGAGGGUAUGUGUGUUUGUGUAUCGUGUUGACCUGUUGUGAUUACUUUUCUCUGUUUUUUAUCCAUUGCUUUUUUGUAUUUUCUUUUUCAUGUUCCUGUAAUCCUCAAACAUCACUCCAAAAUUAAAGUCCUCUUAAAGUGUGCAGAUUAUUUAACCAGUCUUCACAGCUAGUUAGUUGAAGCUGGGUGAAACCUUAGUGGACAUCUUGGCAUUUCAGUAAAUCUGAGCUCUGACAGAGGCUUUAUAAAGGUGAACAAAAGGUGCUGUAAGAAUAUAACUAGUCUAGGAAUAAACAAUGAGAGUUAUAGGUAUAGGACAGAGGUCAGCAACCUUUAGGGUUAAAGGGUGAAUUAGCAGUUAUAGGCUACAUUAACUCCAGCGUUUAAGACCAUUUAUUGUGUUGGAAUGAUCAGCAGAGCUUUAUUUUACUGCAAAGGAGGAUUAUUUUAGUUUUUCCUAAAACUCUAAUUCUGCUGUGGAGCCGCAACAGAGCAGUAAAGCCGCAUGUCGCUGACCCGUGGUAUAGGAUAACUGAGAAUGGAAAUUGACACCUUAACAUAAAUUUUAUUCAAAUUAGCCUUUUAUGAUCAAAGAACAUACAAUUAUUCUGUUAAUUCCUAAUUAUUUUGUCAAAGCACAAACAUUUAUUUAUUCAUUUUUUUAAUUAAGGCAUAUUUAAUGUCAUUUAAUGUGUGUGCCAGGAAGGAGGGCACUUACAUCUCGCACAGACCUUUCUGCUGUCUGUGCCAAGAGCAUAUACACCAAUCUAUCAGUCAGUCAAAAUGAGAAAUAUGUUAGAUAUGUUGAGAUUUAUGAUAAUUUCACUUGCCAAGAGACUUUUUUCCUGAAGAAUUCUUCUUCCGGGUUUUUGGUUUUAGACCCUCCCGAGUGCUGCAUUAGCGCCCACUUCUGGCAGCUGGCUGCAAAUGUUAUGCGUCUAAGCAUCGAUUUUUGUCGAGUAUGAACUGGACCAUAGACUGUACGGUAUGGACCAGUCACAGCGAAAUAAAACAUGAUUGUCUUUUUCUCUAUCUGUGUAUUGAAAUGUCACCUGUAGCUACAAGUGACGUGGUCAGUUGAGGACACACCCAGUUAACCACGCUUUCACUUUCAGAUUUGUAUGGCUGAAGCUAUGGAGUUCAUUAAGUGCCAUAGGAACCGAAUUCCGCGGUUUAGUCUGUAUAAUAUCCACUAAUAACUCAGUAUUUCAGUACAGUAUUUCAGCAGCGGUGUCGACUGUGAUUCAGGCGGCGGAAUAAUCGACUCGAGUAGAUGCACGACUUAACUGCAGUUAUAUAGUGAGCUAUAGAGAGGUCAUGAGCUACAGAUCAGACAGGAACGGAAACGAUUCAUUUUACUUUCACAUUUGUUCUCUUUCCACAGACACAGAGUUUAAAGUAUUUUGUGAAAAAGGAAACCUCGUAACAUUUAUACGCUUUUUAUCAGCGACGUUCGUUGUUUUAUUUAUUAUUUAGGUUUAUCAGCGACGUUGUAUGUUUGACAUUCAUCAUGUUAUUCGAAAAAAGAAUGAAAAUAACGCUCCAAAGAAUUAUUGUGUACAUAUUAGGUGUUCAUAUUAUCCUCACGUAUGGAUGUGGCCCAAGUGAAUAUGAGUCAGCAGCUGGAGAGUGCUGCCCCAUGUGUUCUUUAGGCCAGGUGGUCUAUAGAGACUGCAUUGGUGAUUCCAGUACCACAUGCAAACCUUGCUACAGUGGAACAUUCAUGAAUCAACCCAAUGGUUUUAACAGGUGCUUUCAGUGUAAAACCUGUGAUAAAGAACAAGGCCUUCACAAUCUACAUGCUUGUACCACAAUAAGUAAUACAGUGUGUGGAGUCCUGGAUGGAUAUUACUGCAAAGACAGAGAUGAAAACAAAGAAUGCGCAUUUGCCUUGAAGCACAGACAGUGUGAACCAGGAGAGGAAAUUAAAGUUCCAGGAACUAAAGACUCAGACACUGUGUGUGAGGUGUGCCCCCAUGGGUUUUAUUCUCCACUGGGUAUAAACUGCACUAAAUGGACUGACUGUUCUGUCAAAGAUCAGAUCAAAGACAAAGAAGGCAGUUCUGUAAAAGAUGUUCAGUGCAAAGUGAAAACCAGGCAGAGACACGGCCUCAUAGCAGCUGCAGCUUUCCUAGUUUUAUGCCCAGCAGUUUUAUAUUAUGUUAAUAACAAAUGUUCUGCAGUUAACAACAUAGUUAAUAACACAGUUGUUAACGGCACACCAUUAAAAAGUCCUAUAGAAGAAUCAACAUGAUAUUCAUUCAGUUCACAAGACGAAAACAGGGAAGAAGAUUUCACCUAGCCCUACAGUGGACUACUGAAAAGGUCAUUUAUUCACGCAUGACUUGUGGGCACCGAUACAAACCCAGCGUCAGGCAAAGAGGCUGGACUGAAAAAAUCACCAGAAUUUGUCAUCACAUAUGGAGUCUCUCACCAGCAUCGGCUAGGCAUGAAAAAGCAUUAAUACUGCUGAAAUGUGAUAAACGAUAAAAUGUACUAAUGGGGGAGGGUCUCAGGGCACUGCUGCCGCUCUGUAUAUCUGUGCACUAGCUGCAGCAAAAUAGCACAUCACCAUGGACUAUUAAAAACAAUACUUUUUGUAUAAAGCAACUACUUCUAGCCGAAAAACUUUUUUUAAGAUAAUUUUUAUGCAUUCCAAUUUUUUGAGUCUAUUUUUACAUAUUACAAUAAGGCUUUAAAAAAAAUUCAUGCUACACAUAAAACAAAAUGGUAACACUUUCUAUGAAUGUCACCUUUGUA
This is a messenger RNA of Colossoma macropomum (tambaqui), 3474 nucleotides long. Its product is annotated as tumor necrosis factor receptor superfamily member 14-like. Gene Ontology annotation, cellular component: external side of plasma membrane. Bases 2225 to 2968 code for a protein of 247 amino acids. The record is from RefSeq and is a predicted model, not a curated record. Gene Ontology annotation, molecular function: protein binding. The transcript has 9 exons. Gene Ontology annotation, biological process: negative regulation of alpha-beta T cell proliferation; defense response to Gram-positive bacterium; positive regulation of peptidyl-tyrosine phosphorylation. Lineage: Eukaryota; Metazoa; Chordata; Actinopteri; Characiformes; Serrasalmidae.